AUGCUCGCUGCCCCUCGAGCUUCCCGUCCUGCCAUCUUUACUAACAGGCAGGUGUCUAGCUUCUGCUACCGGCCGUGCCGCGACAAGUACGACGAGGUUAUCCUCGAGUACUUUCGCUGUCGGUGCGGCGCGGUCCGGAAGCGUGCCCCUGGCUUGGGAUUCACGAACCUGAUGCAACACACCAGGCGCGAGCACCCCGCGGUUGCCGCGGAGAUGCUGGAAGCAACUCUCGGAGAGACUGAGUCUCUCUAUCACUAUGUCCGCCACUCCACCCAGAACACGUUCGGGCGGCUAGAGUGGAUCGUCAUGGGCAACCUGCCUCUCUUAUUCUCCAAGAACAGGCUCGCACGACGGUACACAAAUCUGGAACCCAUCUCGGUAGAGACGCUCCGGCGUUCCGUGGAAGCGGUGACUCACUCCGUCGUGCGUGUGAUCGCUGAGGAUAUCCCGGAGCGUUUCGGUACCAUCUUUGACGGGUGUAGCCAUGCCACUGAGCAUUUCAUCGCCGUCUUCGCGUGGUAUGAGGUGAACGGAGAGAUUCGCUGUCCGCUCCUUAGCAUGGCUCCACUCGUCAAUGAGGACACCGACGAUUUCGUCGGUCGCAACGCAUCGAGACUUUCUAGGCGCGAUGCUAUUGCGAGACUACAACAAGCGGCUCCACUAGUGCGUCUUACUGCUCAUUAA
Messenger RNA from Phytophthora nicotianae INRA-310, 684 nucleotides. RefSeq lists its product as hypothetical. Bases 1 to 684 code for a protein of 227 amino acids. Lineage: Eukaryota; Oomycota; Peronosporomycetes; Peronosporales; Peronosporaceae. The transcript is spliced from 2 exons. The record is from RefSeq and is a predicted model, not a curated record.